UUAGAUCAAAAUCACAUUAUUCUUUUGCCCACAUUAAUAAUUAUUAUUUUUUUAUCUGGGAAAAAAAUUAAGUUUUUAGGGUCAAAAAUCUAAAAGGGGAGUUUCAAGUUUCAAUUUGUAGCUGAAAGUUUGAAGCUUCCAAUAAUGGCGGAAACACUAGACCCUUCAUUGGCUGUAACAGCUUUUCUUUUAAAGGAUGCUUCCAGUUGGUGGAAUGAUAUCAAUGAUUCUCAUCUUUAUCAAGAUCGAAUUUUUCAUAUCCUUGCAAUUUUAUAUGGAAUUGUUUCUGCUGUGGCCUUGGUACAAUUAAUAAGAAUACAAUCGAGAGUUCCAGAGUACGGAUGGACCACGCAGAAAGUCUUUCAUUUUCUGAAUUUCUUUGUUAAUGGAGUUAGAUGUCUAGUGUUCUUGUUCCGUCGGGAUGUUCAACUAUUGCAGCCGGAGAUUGUGCAACACAUCAUGCUUGAUUUGCCAAGUCUUGCAUUCUUCACUACCUAUGCACUUUUGGUCUUGUUCUGGGCAGAGAUAUACUAUCAGGCGCGUGCGGUAUCUACUGAUGGACUCAGACCUAGUUUUUUCACUAUUAAUGCUGUGGUGUAUGCCAUCCAGUUCACUUUGUGGUUGAUCUUGUGGUGGAAACCAACCCCUGCUCUGGUAAUUUUGUCUAAGAUGUUUUUUGCAGGGGUGUCGUUGUUUGCAGCUCUUGGCUUUCUUCUUUAUGGAGGAAGACUUUUCUUGAUGUUACAGCGCUUCCCAGUAGAAUCAAAAGGGAGACGUAAGAAGCUUCAGGAGGUUGGCUAUGUGACCACGAUAUGUUUCUCAUGCUUCCUUGUAAGAUGUAUCAUGAUGUGCUUCAAUGCUUUUGAUAAAGCCGCUAACCUUGACGUUCUAUAUCAUCCCGUUCUCAAUUUCAUUUACUAUGUGUUGGUAGAAAUAUUACCGUCUUCACUGGUCUUGUUUAUAUUGAGGAAGCUCCCUCCAAAGCGCGGCACCACUCCAUAUCAUCCAAUUCGAUGAAGGAAAAUCAAUUAUACAAAGUAAUCCUCGAGUAUUUGAAGGGAUCACCAAUCUUAUGCUUAAAUCGGAAGAGCAAAAUGGCAGAAGUUAACUGCCCACGAUGAGUCUGUCCUCUUGUAUGCUUGUAGAUUGUUAAGCGAAUCACCUGAUAUUAUAAUGUUCAUUCCUUUGCCUCUCUAUAUCAUAAUUUGUUUUCUCUGUCAAAAUUAUUUAUCCUUCUGACUCCUGCUGAAUCUGGAGUCGAAGAAAUUGCAUAUGAUUUAACAAAGAUGAAAACGGAGGAGAAAACAUAUAUUUGGUUUUCGUCCUCCACCUUUGGAAGUCUUCUGUACUUGAUUAUGUCGAAAGAGAUUGAUCAAUCUGUUUUGAAUGGAAAAUUUGGAUUUGGAUUUGA
Messenger RNA from Amaranthus tricolor (Joseph's coat), 1411 nucleotides. RefSeq names its product tobamovirus multiplication protein 3-like. The record is from RefSeq and is a predicted model, not a curated record. The transcript has 11 exons. NCBI's taxonomy places the organism in Eukaryota, Viridiplantae, Streptophyta, Magnoliopsida, Caryophyllales, Amaranthaceae. Bases 145 to 1017 code for a protein of 290 amino acids.